AUGGCUAGCUCCCCAGGUUGUUUCUUAUUUUCAUUACUGCUUUUCCUUCAUCAAAUAACAAGCACCGCCACCCAACAAACGUGCGGAAUAAGAUUAUGCGGAGACUCGGCAUUUGAUGGGCCCUCAAUUCAGUACCCUUUUUAUCUGAAAGGAGUCCAAAGCGAUGAUUGUGGGUACCCAAACUUCGGAGUUUUCUGCGACAACCUUAACCAGACAUUGAUCACGCUCGGAGAUGCCGGAGAUUUUGUUGUCAAAGAGAUCUCUUUGAAGGACCAUACAACUUCGAUGAAUGACCCAGAUAACUGCCUCCCCUCACGCUUCCUCAAAGGCUUGGACCGUCAACUUCAACGUUCGCCUUUCCAAUGGAGCUCCGAUUACGCUCAUUUCCUCACCGUCGACUUUCUCAACUGUUCUGCCCCAGACUCCUUUCAGUUCCCUCACAUCAAGAUACCUUGCCUCAGCGGCACAGACAGCGACAAUUCCUCGGUGAUCGCUGUUUUGUUUGAUCCUGCCUCUCCAACAACCUCGAGGUCGUUCCCAGGAUGCCGGCAUAUUUUCUCGUCUUUAGUUCCAGAUGAUAGUUUCGAACCCGAGAUAUGGACAAACCCUUACUCCGAUAUUCGCUUGAAAUGGAACGAACCCUACUGCAUACUCCCCUCGUAUCCGGAUUCUGCUGAUGAUGACACUGCUUGCUAUGACAAUUUCCCAGGAGAACCUCCACAUCACACAAUUUACAAAAUAUUAGCGGUGGGAGUAGCUGGGGCGAUAUGCUUUGGUGUGGUGGGACUUGCACGUUUAUUAGGGACUAAGGUGGGACCGAACGGCUUGCCACGACGGAGGACGAACGGAGCAGCGUCGGAGAGGAACACGGCGGAAUCUGUUGAUGUGGGAAUGGGGCUUGAUGAGUCAGUCAUUGAGCAGUAUCCGAAAACACAAGUUGGUCACAGUGGAAGAUUGCCCAAUCCAAGUGACAACGUUUGUUCUAUAUGUCUGAGCGAGUAUGAACCACAGGACACAUUAAGAGCCAUUCCUCACUGUAAUCACUAUUUUCAUGCCCAUUGUAUUGAUGGGUGGCUCAAGAAGAAGGGCACGUGUCCCUUGUGUCGUCAUCUUCCCCAUGGAUCUCCAUUAUUGUCCCUCCCUUCACCAGCCUCUCAUCCAUCGUUGACCCCCACUUAAAUAUUUGUAUGUGCACGUGUGCAUGUUUUGUUGGCCAUGU
Messenger RNA from Neltuma alba, 1219 nucleotides. RefSeq names its product RING-H2 finger protein ATL20-like. Bases 1 to 1179 code for a protein of 392 amino acids. The transcript is spliced from 2 exons. The record is from RefSeq and is a predicted model, not a curated record. Gene Ontology annotation, molecular function: polysaccharide binding. NCBI's taxonomy places the organism in Eukaryota, Viridiplantae, Streptophyta, Magnoliopsida, Fabales, Fabaceae.